GUCGCACGGAAGGAAGAGUAACAAUUGCGCAUAGAGAGGACAGAAGCUUCGUCUGGAAAAACCGGCUCUUGGAAAGGGUGUCGGGGGAUCGUCUGGAUCGUUGAACGAAUACAAGGGGAAAGGAGAAAGAGAGAUAGAGAGAGAAAGAGAGAGAGGGAGAGAAUCCUAACACUGAUAUCGACCGAGAAUUGCGCUUGCGUGGAAAAAGACUCGAGCGCAAUCGCUCUACAAGAGAGCAACGGCAAGUCGGGGGAGAGCUCUCUCGUUCUUCGUCGUUCCUCAGUCGAUUGUCGCACGGACGAGAACGGAUCCGUCGACUUCCAGAGAGUCCAACACUUCCGGUACUCGCCUGACCGAGCCCGGCGCUGGUGAUUCCAACGCUCACGUUUUCCGGAACCGACUUGGUCCCCCUCGGGACGCGACCUCGCGGAGGAGAGCUCGACUCCGCUCGGCAUCGCAUCGGGAAUCGUCAUUGUCAUCCGUUCGGGGAAUAGAACCCGGGUAGAGAACGGGUGGAGCGGAGCAGAAGAAGAGGGGCGCAAGCGUUAAAGGUAUAUCGGGAACGAUAAGAGCGCGAUAAGCGCGGGACCGCAUUUUAUAAACGUGCGCGUGUGCGCGCCACUUCUCUUACCUUUUCCUAACCGUUUCUCUCUCUCUCUUUCUCUCUCUCCCGCGCGUCUCUUGCUUUGGUUCGACCUCGCUAUCGCCGCGCCGAUAAAAGAAUCAAAGAUUUUCUUCGAGGACCGUUGUUAGUUCGGAAUCGUCGAUGGUUGGGAACGGUUAUUAAGAAGACUCGCGAGAAACCUCGGCGGUUGAAACCGAUAACGAUUGCGGUACUUGUCUCGCCAUCGGUUGCGGGAUAAUAUAAAGUGACAUCGAUGCCUGGCGAUGGUUUCGUUCAAUUUGAUUACACGUACGGAUAGUGAACUCAUAAGUAAUUGCAGUCCUUACGAAAUGGUCUUAUCGGUUAUCAAUGUUUGCUUAUAAAAAAUCGAUCUGAUAAAAAAAAAAAAGUAUUUUUCAAGUAUUAUAUUAGUAUUGUGUCACUUCUUCAGAGAAAUAUCUCACGUGUAAUCACAUAUUUAUCGGAGAUAAUCCCAGUCGACGCUUCCUGACGAUUCUUUGAACGUUGAAAAUAUAUAUAUAUAUCGAACCAUUGUUGACUCGAAAAGUAACCGCACGGCAAUCAGCAUGCAGCAGCAAACAGUUGUGAGCCAAGUAGCUGAACCCGAACAGUCGCAGGAAGCUGAGGUCGAGCAGGAAGUUCAAUUAACCGAAUUACUGCCGGUAAAUCAGUCGCGCAUCACGGAAGAUAUCUUUGAAGACACCAGUACGACCGACGCUCUGAAGGCGCUCAGGAGCCUCUCGGGCGACAACGGCGAAAGUUUCGAUCUGAAGGAGUUUGAGUUCAACGAGAACGUCGAGCAGUCGAAACAUGGAGACGACACGGACGCGAAUUCUCAGACGCGAAAGAGAACGUACGACAGCAGAAAGAACGCGGAAGACAAAGAAGAGAAUCCGAAGAAGGUUCGAAGAAGCAAGAACAUCUCCGCGAAAGCUCCGAAGCACAACAAGCUGACGAAAUCGAACAAGAGAAAUAACGAGACGACAGAAUGCGAUUACGAAACUGAUAAACAACACGGGUCAAUGAACGUCAAAGAAAGAACUGUCGAAAGACAGACGAGUUUCGAAAGAGAACGCAAUUCGAAAACAGAAGCGCAAAAAACAACAAAUAGCGAGAUUCUGCAGGACGUGUGCGAGAAGGAUCAUCACAUAGCUGCGAACGAUAACUCGGGCGUUAAAUCUGUUUCGCGAAAGAAAGUUAACAGAGAUAGAAAACAAAAUUGGAACAGCAACAAGGAAAUGACCGAGAACGACAAUUCCGAGCUCAGAAGGAAGAUCGACGAUAUUAUUCAAUCUAACAAUUUGCUGAACAACAACGUCGAGUUCGAAGAAGACGCUCCGGAGAACAUCGGUACCUCUUCUGUCGCGUCGACAAAAACGAAAACCGAUAACGGCUCUCGGUGUAACAAAUCGAAAAUCAAAAGAAAAAACGUGAGAACGGUAAAAGCCGAGAAGAAAAACGUCGAAACGAAGAAAACGUCGAUGCAGAAGAAGCAGUAUUACUGCGAGGAGUGCGAUCAGUACGUCACGGGCAUGUCCGGUUUGUGCGAUCAUCGCAAGGUCGCGCAUUCAAACAGAUACAAGUGCGACAAUUGCGGCGAGGAGUUUCGGUUGAAGGAACGAUUGAAGAAACACGUGCUCUCGCACAUGUACAAAUUGCGCAGCAGUCCGUACACGUGUAAAACGUGCUCCAUGACGUUCGACACACCGUGCCGUCUGGUGCUGCACACGAGGACUCACCAAACAAUGAGAAUUGAAAAGUUGGAGUGCGAUAUGUGCGGCAGUAAGUUCAGUCGCCGCGACUCUCUGCAGAAGCACAAAAGUUUCUAUCAUCACGGCGACUUCAAGUCUUUGGUGUGCGAGAUCUGCAAUAGAAGCUACAAGGGCCACUUGUCGCAGCACAUGAGAACGCACGCGAGAGAACGUCCGUUCGGUUGUGGCGAUUGCGGUCAACGAUUCGCUCAGAAAUCCCAGCUGACGGUUCACCAAAGGACCCAUUCCGGUCAGCGACCGUUUCGUUGCGUGGUCUGUUGGCAGGCGUUCGCCCACUCGACCGCGCUGAAGCUGCACACCCGGCGCCACACCGGCGAACGGCCGUUCAAGUGCGCCGAUUGCAACGCUGGCUUCACCCAACUACCGCACUGGAAGAAACACAUGAAAUGCGUGCACGGCAAGCAGAAUCCGUACGGAUGCAAGUACUGCGGGAGCUCGUUCAAGAUGAGGUGCGAAUACGACAGACACAGAAGCAUCUGCGAGCUGAGAAUGAAAGCGGAGGAGGACAACAGUGACGUCUCCGAGAAGUCGGCCGGCAGUUUUCAACACGAGAUCAUCGAGCGUUACUCGAACUUGAGAUACAAAAUGUCGAUAGAGAAGAUGCGAUUGUUGCUGGCCGCGUUGCUGAAGAGGAUCAGCAAGCAAGAACGAUUGGACGAACUCGGUUUUGGCAAACGUCUCAUCGACGACGUUCUUCAUGAUUCUCUCACGUCCUCGGGCAGAGAGCCGGUCACGAAGGACGACGGGCUGUCCGAGCUCGAGGCGCUUUCCCGUAACGUGGAGAUCUUUUUGGAAUGGACGGUGCCGAAAGAACACUGGAAAAAAUUUCGCGAGAUGAACAAAUCGACCGUGGAUAUUCUGGAAGCGCUCACGUCUAACAACUAAAAACACAAAAGAUACGUUCUCUUCUUUUUGACUCGAAAUUUUAUGACGUUGUGACAAAGAGAUCAAAUCAGAUAGGUAAUGGUAUUUUAUUUCGCACAUAAUUUUAUAGACGAAUGAAAAACGUUGUGUAUCUCUUAUCUAUUACCUUCAAUAACAAAACGCUAACCGACCUCUCGUCAUAAGAACCCUCGAGCUAUAAAACCGGUUUCAUACAACGUUAACCGCUCUUAAGCUCAUUGACGUGAUUAAAACCGGAUGAAACAAUCGCUAUGUAAACCGCCGAUAUCGGUGUUGCGCGUACUUCUCUCACAUUCAUGGGAUUCUUCUUUAUUACCGCGAGCUAUAAAAUACGUUGCACUGUGUUCUCUAUUUUCAUAUUUAAUUUGUAUUAACUAACGAACUUAAUUAAUAUAUCGCGUGCCAUGUUUCAUCACACUUGCCAUAUAAACCGGAGAGUAUUUAGAAAUUGUAUUAGUUCUCAUUUUUUUUUUAUUUCUAAGCGUAUAAAAGGUGCGAUAAGAAUUUAAGAGAGUGAAAACUCAUCGUCGAGGAGUUCGCGAAAGAGGACGUAAUAAAUCGACGGGAAAAUAUAUCUAUUUCGAUUACACACUACGGACUGAUUGAGCUAUGUAUAUAUUAUAUGUAUAUUCUCUUGCCAUAUCUAUCAAAAUUCGUAUACGCAUAUACGAAAUGCACAGUAGAAUAAUACGGUGAUUAUUUCGCACUCUUGUAUCUUAUUCUAAUUCUUAGCAAAAAGUGACUGUUGUACAACCAUAUACCAAAAAUCGAAGAUGAGGCUAUUACGAGUUACUUGCAAUUAGUUCUUGCAAUCGUUAUUACAUGUGUUAUGUAUGUUCUAUAUUUAUAAGGGAUUUACACACAUUAUAUAUAUAUAUAUAUAUGUAUACACAUUUACAUAAGUCAAAUUAUUAUAUACAUUAUCGGUAUAUUCUCUGUUAAAUGUGUUCACCGGUUCCCCUAACCAGGAAUACCUGGAAAACUUUGAUACGUUUUCUGCGGUGCGGCGUUCCCAUUUUUUGCAGUUGAUGCAAUUAUUCAUUAUUUAUACACUUUAAUCGGCCGCGGAUGAGCAAACACGUCACUAGGCCGCGCCAUUUGCUGUUAUUUGAGAUAUGUAGCUUAGCUUAACUUAGAUAGUAAGUAAAAAAUGUGAGCAGACAAUAAUGAAAGAAGGUUGCAAGAAUAGUAUAUUUGAACGAAAAAAAAAAAAAAAGAUAUAUAUUAUAUACAUAUUAUAUUAUCCAUAUACACACACACA
Pseudomyrmex gracilis is the source of this 4561-nucleotide messenger RNA. Its product is annotated as zinc finger protein 37-like. Bases 1192 to 3282 code for a protein of 696 amino acids. Lineage: Eukaryota; Metazoa; Arthropoda; Insecta; Hymenoptera; Formicidae. The transcript has a single exon. The record is from RefSeq and is a predicted model, not a curated record.